AUGGCUGCAAGUGUCAACAAACCUACGGAUAUCAAGCAGAAGGAGGCGGAUAUUAACCGAAAACUGCAAAUUUACGGCAUCAUCAGUGCUUUCAAGCAGGGCAAGGUCCCUUCGAACGACCAAAUUGAUGUUGCCUUGAAUAGCUUCUUGGCCUCCAAGGCGCUCAGCAGCCCGUCUGAUGGCCUCUCCGAAGAUGGCAAGACGCUUGUGGCGGACACCAGAGAGGUAGUCCGCCUCGCCAAGAAUCUGCUUUUGUCCAAGAAUGAGGGCAACUUGAUCCAAGAUUUCAUCUGGCAAACCACCCAGUUCGAUCCCAAGGCCGUUCAGAGUCCCAAUGCUCCAGUAAACAAGGACCAGGCCAAGCGAGACGGCGAUGAGGCCCUCGAAGGUCUUCGAACCUUGGGAACCCUGUUGAUCACCAAUGGCCAAUUCCGCAAACUACUCAAGGACAGCACUAUUCUCUUCCGUGAUAUGGCCGGCGAUGCCGCUACCAACGCUGCUGGCCGUCUUCGUCCUUCGGAAGAGCAGCUCGGACAAAUUGACAGGGCUGCUGAAGACAAUACCUGGCAUGACAAGCCCGACUUUUCCAAAGAAAAUCUCAGAAAGCAAGUCAAGGAUGCUUACGGUGGCGACCCCAAGAAGGAUGUGCAAGACGUUGCCGAUGUAACCACCAACGCUGCUGUACCCCAGGGAACAACAGACCCCAAUCAAGUAGACGCUGUUGCUGGACAGAGUGCUCUGCAGAAUACUGCUCAACAGAAGGUAGACGCAAAGGUGGACCCAGAAACCAAGGAGAAGCUGAAGAAGAGCAAGGAGGAAUACCGCCGACGAACCAAGGAGUACUUCAACAAGAAGAUGCCUGAGGAGCGCAAGGACCAGAUCAUUUUUCGGUUGAAGAAGAUGGUGCUUGAAUGCCAACAGCACCCCGAAUACUCCAAGGCCGUCCAGACUCUCCUCCGCCUUGCCGAAUCCUAUGGAAGCCACGGCCGUAGCCUUGGCAAAGAUUCCACUGGGUCUGCGAAGCAGGCUCGCUCUGGACUUGCAGCUGCUGAGACUGAUUUGCGUACUUUGAUUGAGCGUUUUGCCAAUGGCACAUCUACCUCCAACCUCUGGGAGUCCAUUGGCCAGAUUUACAAGGAUGCGGACAAGGACCCCGAGCUAAAGGACUGGUUUAAGAAAAUGGACUCGUUUAUUCGUCGCUGUCUGCUAGAGCAAGGCUAUAUUCUGGAUGAGUCUUCCAACCAGGAAUGGAACCGCCUCUACGAGAAGGGCAGGUUUCUCCUCCGCGAGAAGUACCGCAGCCACACGGACCGAGUUAUUGACGAGACCAAGUUCGUUGCCGACCAGUUCGACCAAGAUCCUCAAAACAAAGCCUUCGGUCAGGCAGUCCAGAAAUUGUUCAAUCAUCUUGGCAAUGAUGGCGCGGGCAAGUCCGUUUUCAAGCCACAUCUUGUGAAGGAUCUCACAGAGACCAUUCUUCCAGCUGUGCUCAUGAACAUCAACUAUAUUCCUAUCCCUCGUAUCGAGUACUCGGACUCUCAAGUCGACGCCAUCAUUGAAAAUUUGGUCCUUGAGAGUGAUAACUUCAUGCCUAAUGUCGCCGAGGUGGCAAGCGAGCAUUUCUUCCGAUGGGGUCGCAAGAAGGUUGCCAACAAGCACCACAACAUGGUCGACGUCAAGGUCUCGGGUAUUCAGAUGGAUCUUCGUGAUGUCAACUUCCACGUCAACAGAAAGAAGGGCUUCCCUUCGUUGUCAGACACGGGUGUCGCUGAUAUCCUCCUGCCUGGAAAUGGGCUGUCAUUCAGAAUGAAGGUGGCCACUGCGGAUAAGUCUGACCGCCAAAACAUAUUCAAGGUGGAGAAGGUGGAUGUGGACUUCAAGGGCCUUAACAUCAAGGUUAAGAAGUCCAGCCAUAAGCUCUUGUUCGCCAUUAUCAAGCCUCUGGCUCUAAAGGUGCUUCGCGCGCCUAUUCAGAAGGCGGUGGAGAAGGCCAUCAAGGACGAGUGUAACAAACUUGACGUGCUCCUGUGGCAGAUCAAGAAGGAUGCCGAUGCAGCUGGCGAGGGUGACAUUGAGGACAAGGCCAACUUCUUCAAGCGCUACUAUGACGCCGCCCAGAAGCGCUACUUGGAGGGCAAGGAGACGACCAAGGAGGUUGUAUCGGACAAGAAGGUCAAUAUUGCCAUGACGAUGGAGGACAGCAUCUUCCCCAAGGUCAAGAUGACUGGCAGCGUGAGCGCCAAGGCAACGGAAUACAAGGAGCUUUCACGAAAGGGCGAAAAAUGGGAGAGCCCAGUCUUCUCCAUUGGCACGGCCAAGAAGAGCACCGAUAUUCCCUCGGCCCCGCAGAUUGAGAGCAAGGUUCGUCCAGCGACUAACGGGAACACCAACGGUCACACCAACGGUCACACCACCAACGGAAAUGUGAAUGUGCACAACUCCGUGGUAAAUGGCAAGGCGCCUUUGUCGUCGACUCCUCUAGCGGCGCCCUUGGAGGUGAAUGCUGGCAACGUCAACCAAACCAUCGGUGGUCGCUAG
Molecule: messenger RNA, 2538 nt
Organism: Pochonia chlamydosporia 170
Lineage: Eukaryota; Fungi; Ascomycota; Sordariomycetes; Hypocreales; Clavicipitaceae
Exons: 3
Coding region: 1-2538 (845 amino acids)
Source: RefSeq, a predicted model, not a curated record